UGUAACUCAAACUGUCAUGAACGACAGUAAAUUCAUCUAUCAAAUAUACAUACAUUUAUAUAUAUAUUUUUAUAUUUAUAUUUGAAAACUAUGUCCGUUUUGCAUGAGAAGGAUAAUUUAUGCUGUUCUAAUUUUCUACAGUUUUAGUUUUAACCUGUUAACGCUUUUUUUUGUCUAAAACUAGUUUUGGGGGAACAAAUUGGUUUUCUACUCCUCAAUAUUAUGACAAUAAUAUUAGGGAAGAUUAAAUAAUCGUGGUAAUACUUGGUAGAUUAUAAUUAAAUGAAAAUGACUAGAAGUUGAAGCGUUUUGUGUGUAAGAUUUCCAUGUUUAGAAGUUGUGCCAAACUUUACUAUUCUCUCUUUGAUAUUAUUUUAAUGAUUAUCUUAAUCAAGGCAACCAAACAUACUAGGCUGUUUGGUACAUUGUUUUCUGUCAACCAAACUCCUUUUAAAAUCUUUCCUCCUUUUAUACUUCAAAAAAGCAAAAUAAAAAAAUAGAAACUCAAACAAUUAUUUAACUCAUCCUUUUGUACUUUCAUAUGCUAAAGUUGCCUAUAAUAAUUUCUUAGACCUUUGUCACUGUUAAGAGUACAUAUGCAGUUGACUGUGUAUUUUGAAUUCAAAUUAUUAGCAAGAGUUGCUAACCAAUUUAUUAGUGCAUUGGGGCUUCAGUUUGAAGGUAUCUAAGAACCGGUGAGGGAUGUUAAAAAAUGAAAUCAAUGAUCAGACAAUUAGGUCCCGAUGUCAGAAUUUUAUAAAUUUAUAGUGCUGUAUUCUAGAGUAAUGAUACAAACUUUGCAAGCAGGAAUGAUUCUUUUGUAAACUGGCCAUUUUGCAGAUAAUAUAUCUGAACAAUAAUACUGUAGUGUGAAUAUCUUAAGAAUAGGUUUAAUGGCUCAAAAGUUUAGAAAUAUUUUGGAAGAUUUCCAAAAAAAUGAUCACGAUUUUCUAUGGAUAUCAAGAGCAAUUAAUUUCAUAAAGGCCUAUAAUCAAAGUCGCCCUCAUAUUUCACCAAAUAAAUUAAAGAAAAUUGUUGCAAAGAACAGUCAGUUGUAUGAUAUGGUUAAAGAGGUGUUCGAAGACAAAGGAUUUUGGGCUGCAAAACAACAAAUAUCAGAAAUACUUGAGGAAAUAGGAUAUGCUUAUGAUUUAGCUGUUGUUAGGUGGUUAGGAUUAUUUUUAAUUAAAAUGCUUCGAAAAUCUUUAUCAGGACUUUAUAUUAAUGAAAGCAUGUUGAAAGUGAUUGCUUCUGAAAUGGGAAAUAGCCCAGUUAUUUUUGUGCCUACUCAUAGAAGUUAUUGUGAUUUUAUUUUAAUGGCCUUUGUUUGUUUUAAAUAUAAUAUACACAUACCAUGUGUUGCAGCUGGAAUGGAUUUUUUAUCAAUGAAACUAAUGAAUAAAGUUUUACGAAACAGCAAGGCAUUUUUCAUGAGAAGAAAAUUUGUUGAUGAUCAUGUUUAUCGAUCUGUUUUUCAAGAAUAUAUCAAAGCAAUGAUAUCAUAUGAAGAAUCUCCUAUAGAAUUUUUUAUUGAAGGCACUAGAAGUCGAACUGGGAAAUCACUAUCACCUAAAUUUGGAUUUCUAUCAAUGGUGGUUGAAGCUUAUCUUACUGGUGAUAUUCCAGACUUGACAAUUGUUCCUAUAAAUAUAAGUUAUGAUCGAAUAUUGGAAGAACAAUUAUUUGCUUACGAAUUGCUUGGAAUUCCAAAACCAAAGGAGUCAACAAAGGGGUUUUUCAAAGCUCUGAAGGUUUUAGAUGAAAACUAUGGCAAUAUUCUUAUUAACUUUGGUGAUGCAUUUUCCAUACGUUCUUUUCUUGACAAUCAAAUUAACUUCAGAUAUAGAAAUCAAGAAAAUGAAACUAAUAAAAUUAAACAGAUUGCUUUCAAAAUAACCGAAAUGCAGCAAUCUCUGCAGAUAUAUAGUUGUUUCAAUGUAUUGGCUUUGGUAUUAUAUGAUCAUAUAAUUAGAACCCAUUCACAUGCAUUAGCUCUACACGAAGCUGUUAGAAGUGUAAAUGAACUUUUGUUUUUAUUUGAUCUGUUCUGCGGCACUGUCUUUGUUGAAGGGGACCUAGAAACAUCAAUUAAACAAUCAAUAAUUAUCCAUGGUUCACUUGUUUAUCUGUCAUCAGAAAAUGUGAUUAUUCUAAAAAAACCUAAAUUCAAACGGCAUCUGAAUCAAUCUGAAAAUCAAGAAGGUUGUUAUUUAAGUGAUGAAAUAAUUGAGGAAGGUGUCCCAAUAGUCAUGCUGCAAAUUUAUGUCAAUCCUACCUUAACAUUGUUUAUAAGAUCUUCUAUAAUUCUGACUGUUUUUGAAUGUUUAAGUAAAGAAAUUGAAGUAACCAUUGAUCUUCUUUAUGAGAAUUAUCAGUAUAUAUGUGAUUUAUUCAAACAUGAAUUUGUUUUGACCAGUUCAAAUUUUCAGGAAUAUUAUGAUUCAUUAUUAAAGCUUGCGAGUUUAGGGAUACUUGAAUUACAUGAAGGAACUAUUAAGAUCAAAAACUAUAAUAACGUUUACAUUUUUUUAAUAAAUUUAUUAAAACCUUUCAUAAUAUCUGCAAAUGAGUUCUGUAAAUUUUUACUUGAGGAAGAUAUUACCCAGAAAACUCAACUACAAGUAGUCAAAGAGGUUCAGGAUAAAAUUUCAUUUAAAAUUAUAUCUGGGUAUAUUGAGGAAUAUUAUUGUCUUUCACUUGACCUGUUGUCAAACAUCUACAAUGCUUUAAGUGAAAUGAAAAUAAUUAUCAGGAAUAAACAGAAAAAUAUGUUGUUUACAAAUGCAGAAUUACUAAAUGACCUUAAUUGUUACUUAUGUUGCUUAUUAAAAGGAAGAAAGAUGCCGUAUAAUUUUUUUAAAAAUUCUUAUUUAUAUAAUUCUAUUGGAAAGAGUAAAUUAUAGCAAUCAUUAGUUUAAUAAAAAUGUAUUGGAAGAUUCAUAAUGUUUAAUUUAUAAAUAUAUUUCAG
This is a messenger RNA of Nezara viridula (southern green stink bug), 2968 nucleotides long. The record is from the annotation of a GenBank genome assembly. NCBI's taxonomy places the organism in Eukaryota, Metazoa, Arthropoda, Insecta, Hemiptera, Pentatomidae.